AUGGCGAGCACCGAGGUGUCCAACCCGCCGUCGUCGAAGCGGCUGUCCCCGAAGGGGAGCUUCAGGCUCAGUCUGCCAGGCCUUCUUGCCUGCGGCCAGUGCAAGGCCACCACCGUGUCGCCCCCGGACUCCCCAACCGGCCCCGGCGCAAGGUCGACACGCUCCCUAUCGUCGUCGGCGUCGUCGUCCAUGGGAACGUCGUCACGCGGGCGCGAGCGCGACCGCCAGGCGGAGCUCCGGGAGAUCUUCCGCCACUUCGACCGCGACAUGGACGGCCUGAUCUCCGGCCUGGAGCUCCGCGACUUCUUCGCGUCCAUGGGCGACGGCGGCGCGGCGGCCGCGCUGGAGCUGGACGCGGCCAGCGGCGGCGGCGGCGACCUGACGCUGGGGUUCGAGGAGUUCGCUCGGAUCGUGGAGCGGAAGGGCGGGGAGGAGGAGGAGCGGGAGGACCUGCGGCGCGCGUUCCAGGCCUUCGAGGCCGUCAAGGGCUCCGGCCGGAUCACGCCGCGCGGGCUGCAGCGCGUGCUCAGCCAGCUCGGCGAAGAUCCGUCGGUCGCCGAGUGCGAGGCCAUGAUACGCGCCUACGACGACGACGGCGACGGCGAGCUCGACUUCCACGAUUUCAACCGCAUGAUGAGCCAUGGCUAG
Molecule: messenger RNA, 648 nt
Organism: Lolium rigidum
Lineage: Eukaryota; Viridiplantae; Streptophyta; Magnoliopsida; Poales; Poaceae
Product: probable calcium-binding protein CML41
Exons: 1
Coding region: 1-648 (215 amino acids)
Molecular function (GO): enzyme regulator activity; calcium ion binding
Source: RefSeq, a predicted model, not a curated record